AUGUUGCGUAGGGGUUACAGGCAGACUAGAUGCAGGUGUACUGCCAAGUUUGUUGUAAAGUGGUGCCUAAGGCGUAAGAAGUACUUUGUAUGUGAAUUUGUAACGCUGCACAAUCAUGAUUUGUGCCGUCCAAACGAAGUGCAUUUCCUUCGGUCUCAUCGGAAAGUAGAGGACCACGACCUUGCCCAGGUUCAAUCGUUGAGUGAAGUUCAAGUUCCCAUUAGCAGAGCGUAUGAAUUUCUUUCUUACCAGGCAGGUGGAUAUAAUAACAUGCGGUUUACGCUUAAAGAUCUGUACAACAAGCUUGGUAGGAAAAAUAUUACAGAUAAUGCAGAAGGUGAUGCACAAACUGCUAUAAGAAGCUUGAGAGCUAGGUCUGCAAGAGAGACGAAAUUCUUCUUCGAGCACACCGUUGAUACUGAGGGCAGACUUAAAAACAUGUUUUGGAGGGACCAUCAGUCUUUGCUAGACUACACCGCUUACGGUGAUGUAUUAAUCAUCGACAGCACAUACAAAACAAACAGGUACAGGCAGCCUUUGGUGUUGUUUGUCGGCUGCAACAAUCACCGAGCAACAAUUGUGUUUGGGUUUGCACUUGUGGGUGAUGAGAAAGAGGAAACGUACGACUGGGUUUUUAAUAUGUUCCUUGUCUCAAUGAAAUAUAAGAAACCUAUGUCUGUCAUCACUGACGGGGAUGAGGCGAUAAAGAGUGUAUUGGAGCGCUUGAUGCCAGAAGCACGUCACCGGUUGUGUGCGUGGCACAUAGGCAGAAACAUUGGUCAGAACCUGAAUAAUGUAGAAGCCAUCAAGUGUUUCUCUAAAUUUAUCUAUGCAUCUCUUACAGUGCCAGAAUGGGAGGCCCAGUGGCGUGAGGCUGUUGAGAUGCACCAGAUGGAAAAUAAUGAAUGGGUUACUGCUCUGUAUAAGAAGCGGACCCGGUGGGCUGAGUCGUUUUUCAGAGGUAGUUUUUAUGGAGGAAUGUGCAGCACACAGAGAUGCGAGGGCAUGAAUUGUCAAUUUAAGAAGCGUUUAGACCCCAGCACAACUGUUUCUGCUGUGUAUGGACGGUUGGAGUGGAAACAGAGACGUAUAAGGGACCGCGUCUAG
Molecule: messenger RNA, 1107 nt
Organism: Fragaria vesca subsp. vesca
Lineage: Eukaryota; Viridiplantae; Streptophyta; Magnoliopsida; Rosales; Rosaceae
Product: protein FAR1-RELATED SEQUENCE 5-like
Exons: 1
Coding region: 1-1107 (368 amino acids)
Biological process (GO): regulation of DNA-templated transcription
Source: RefSeq, a predicted model, not a curated record